GGAGUGGCGAGCAACGCAACGCUGCGCGGGGGAGGCACUUUGUCAAUUUCAGUCCCCUGGACUCUAAAGAAAAAAGAAGAGCUGGACUCCAAGAAAGCUUUCAUUGACACUUGCAACAUUGUGUUCAGCGGACUGUAUUCAUUUUUGGCGAGGAAGAGCUGAGAACAUGUUUGUGGCGAUGCCGCACACGCUGGUUCCCAGGUAAAAAAGUGGUGUUUGUGAAGAGUACAGGGGGAGCGGAUCGCCUCAGACUAGAGUACCCGCAGCGGCCGGUGAGGCGCGUCUGCGACAGCGGCCUGUUUCUCACUGCGGAGCCGCGACCUCGCCGUGCCGAGCAGGCCGCUUCCCCCGCACACACCCCAGGCAGGAGGUCGGCACACUGUCCGCUGGACGUGCCCAACUAUUCGGCCUGGACUACCUGUCGAGUCGCCUUAAAAGCCAUAAAAUGCAACAAGAGCGGGGAGCGGGGAGGACGACGCCGGAGCGCGACGACGGGUCUUAUAAACUGUGAGCUCACCCCAUAAUAAAAUACAGCAUAUAUUUCUGUGGUGGUCGCUCGCUUGUUGGACACGUUUCGCACGUAGAGCCGCGAGCGGAGAGUCCCCCGUGCCCGUCUGCGCGCGCGCUUCGCCGCCCCUGUGACUUGUGUGCAAGAUGUCGAAAAUGCCGGCAAAGAAGAAGAGCUGCUUCCAGAUCACCAGCGUGACUCCGGCGCAGGUGGCGGCCGGCGGGGCCACGGACGACACGGAGAGCCUGGAGGAUCCGGACGAGUCCCGCACCGAAGACGUCUCCUCCGACAUAUUCGACGUGUCGCGGGCCGACCUGGAGCCGGAGUCGUGCUGCCGGAGCUCCUCCGAGGAAACGCUUAACAGCGUGGCGGACACGGAGGCGGCCGGGGCCCCAGUCGGGCACUUACCUCAGGAGCGGCAGCCGCCUGCGUUACGCGCCCCCGUGAACGGCGGGCUCGGGAGCGUGCCGGUGCCGCACGUGCCGGGGGCCUGCGGCGAUAGCGCGCCAGUCUCUUGCCCGCCGACCGCAGCGCCCCUGGGGGUGGGGGUCGCGCAGCAGUCGUCUGCGAAUGUGACGGCGUGCACGUCGCAGCAGCCGCCGCCCCCCCACCCGGGAUGCAGCUCGCGCUUCAGGGUCAUCAAGCUUGACCACGGCUCGGGGGAGCCUUUCAGGAGGGGGCGCUGGACUUGCACCGAGUUCUACGAGCGCGAUUCGGAGGUGAUCACCAGAACUGUGGACAGCAUCAAGCAUGGUGGUGGCGCCAUGGAGUACAGCGCCGGCAGGGACAGUGGGCUCGGGGUCACAGGGGGCUCGGUUCCCGGAGGGCACUCUGCUCAAGGUCCUGAUGCCGCAGGGGAUGGUUCUUUUGCGGCACAUGCACACCCAGCCGAGAUGCAGCACGGUUACAGCGUGGGGCUCCAUGGCAUGUUCCAGCCCCCUGGGUAUACAGCUGUUACUGGGGGCCCGCAAAUGGCCGUUCCCGCACCGCAUGCGGGAACGUUGCCCGCUGCCCCUCAAAGCCUCCUCCCGCCCUCGCACAAUGGUGUGCAACAGGUGCAGAAGUCGCCCGUCGCACCAUCCGCGCCGCAGGCCCAGCCGUUCGCGUAUCCUGCGCAGAAUCUCCCUUCCUUGAUAUCUGGCACCCAGGGGGAUUAUCGUCAGCCUCACCUGCCAGCCACCUCUGCUCCUGUUCUCCAGACGGGCUCUCUGCCCAUUCAUGGGCCACCAGUGACUCAAGGCCCGUCACCGGGCAUAACACCUGCUGCCGCAGGGCCCCACACCUUGGGGCUUGUGGGGCAGACUGGGGAAGUGGUGGCCGGGUCAGGGGGUGGGAUUCUAGCAGGUGGUCAGAUGCUCCCCCUGCAGCCAGUCAUGGGCAGCAGGGGUGCAGCAGCCACCGCUGCACCUGUGAAUGUACACCAGACCCCGGGAGUGGUUGUGCCAGGGGUUCCUCACGCACCUGUCAUCGGCCCUCCGCUCACUGUGCCAAAUCCAACCCCACCUGUCCCUGCUGGGCAGUCAUUUCAGAGCCAGCCGCAGGUGGCCCCUGGGGGGACAGGGCCUGGACUGGGCGUGCAGGGACUCCAAACUGGUGUCGGCCAGAUUCCGGUCAAUCCUGUGGAGGAGAACCGGAGGAAGUCGGAAGCGCUACCUCAACCUCCUGUAAUCUCUGGAAAAGAUGUCAUGAAGCCUCUGAUCCCAGAAAGCCUGCAGCUGGCAACCCCCUCCGUGAACAGCCUGUUUGGGAUGUCCAUUGCCAUUGACGGGGAUGAGGACAGGAAUCCCUCCACAGCUUUCUAUCAAGCCUUCCCCACUAGCAAGUCACGGGACUCAAAGGCCCCUGGUCGUAGUGCAUCUGGAGCAAGUGUUGUGGCCAUUGAUAACAAAAUAGAGCAAGCAAUGGAUCUCGUGAAAAGCCAUUUAAUGUAUGCCGUCCGCGAAGAGGUUGAGGUGUUGAAGGAACAGAUCAAGGAGCUUUAUGAGAGGAACUCUGUGCUGGAACGUGAGAACGCGGUGUUGAAAUCUCUGGCCAGCAAUGACCAGCUGUCACAGCUUUCCAUCCAGCUGACCAACCCCUGUAGCAGCACUUCCCCUCAGCAGCCUCCGGUCAACACCGCCCCACAGGAGAUUUCCCCACCCAUGCCCAUCCCCCAGCAGCCAAAUGUCUCCUCUGCGUGAAGUGCAUUGUACCCCCAAAAAGAAAAAGCGGGAAAAAAUAAAUGAAUCUGCAAAUAGUCUAAAAAAAACAAAAAAAAAAAAAAUCUGUCUUGUUUGCCAUCAGUCUUCGACAUGUACGGAGCCAUGCUUCAGUGUGUGAUGUUUGGCCUUCCUCGUAAUGGACAAUCAUAUGCGCGCAGAGCUUUCCUUUGGUUCCACAUCUCAUUUGCAGAGCAGCUGGGUGUAGCAGCGGGCUGGGCGGAGGGGCUGGGGCCAGAGCUCAGGGCCAGGUGGCCCAACGCAGGAUUCCUCAGACUGUAACUGCGCUGUAUGGGUGAAGGUUCGGCGAGCGGAAAGGAACGACCACACGGAAACGAGGGAGACUAAACCAUCUGGAUGGGGGUGCUUGAUUAGAGCCUUCAAUGCUUCAUGUUGCAAGAAGUGAGUUUUGAUUAGAAGCUUCAACAUGAAUCAAAUCCAUACAGUUUGGUUUGACUGCAUUUAUUUAUUACUGGGCUGCUAUUUUCAUAAUGUCAGUGAACGUCAGAAUGAGCUCUAAAUCUGAAACUAUUUGGUUUUUGAACGUUUAGAAAAAUAUGGUUAUGCAUCAUAUUGGUGAUGUGUUGCAUAAUCUGCUUAAAUUUACAGGCAGUAACGAGGUAAAUACUGGCACCGUUAUAACACUAAUGGCAAUUUAUCAUUUGGAUUAUUUACAGUAGUUAAGAUCCAGUUUGAAUGUACAUUUUGUAUAGCAUAAAGUAUUAAGAACAUGGAACGUUUGUACAGGGAAGCACCAAUUCUUGUCAUAUUAAUACUUAAAUGAAUCUUUGGUGGACUAUUUUGAUAAAGAGUGAAGUUCUUUUGCUAGUUUUUUUUUUUUUUUUUUUUUUUUGGUUUUUUUGUUUUUUGGGUCUAUGGAAUGGAAAGAUAAUUGCCAUACUCCUCCCCUCCCUUUGAAAAGAAUCUACAUGUUCAUAUUUUUUCUGGGGUGGCAAAAAAGCUGUGAAAUUGUUCAAUCUACUUUGUAACCAAAGAAGCAAAGCUGUGUAAUUCAACUUUAUUUUGUAAUGCACACC
This is a messenger RNA of Scleropages formosus (Asian bonytongue), 3743 nucleotides long. Its product is annotated as TSC22 domain family 2. The record is from RefSeq and is a predicted model, not a curated record. Lineage: Eukaryota; Metazoa; Chordata; Actinopteri; Osteoglossiformes; Osteoglossidae. Gene Ontology annotation, biological process: regulation of transcription by RNA polymerase II.